This is a messenger RNA of Limulus polyphemus (Atlantic horseshoe crab), 6040 nucleotides long. Its product is annotated as F-BAR domain only protein 2-like. Lineage: Eukaryota; Metazoa; Arthropoda; Merostomata; Xiphosura; Limulidae. Gene Ontology annotation, biological process: clathrin-dependent endocytosis; clathrin coat assembly. Bases 94 to 3069 code for a protein of 991 amino acids. Gene Ontology annotation, cellular component: plasma membrane; cytoplasm; clathrin-coated pit. The record is from RefSeq and is a predicted model, not a curated record. The transcript has 27 exons.
GCAUAGGAAACGCCAUCGGUUGGGUAGAACCGUUUUCGUGAAACUCUCACCGUUUUAUGAUUUUGAUUGUUAACUAAUGUUUGUGUUUGGAAGAUGCCUGUCGAUUUCAGAGAUUAUUUUUGGGGUGAGAAAAAUAAUGGAUUUGAUGUUUUAUACCAUAACAUGAAAUAUGGCCAAACUGCUAGUAAAGAAUUAGUAGAUUUUUUCAGAGAGAGAUCAGGAAUUGAAGAAGCUCAGUCAAAACUUUUAACAAAGUUAGCCAAACAAGCUGGCAGUGCAUGUUCAAAUGGAACCUUUGCUCCAUUGUGGCAAGUCUUGAAAGUUUCAACAGAGAAGCUUUCGUCUCUUCAUAGUGAAAUGGUGCAAAGGAUACAAGAUUUAGUUAAAGAGGUACAUAAAUACUGUGAUGAACAGCAUAAAAAACAUAAACUGGUUAAAGAAGAGGAAUCUGGGACAUUAGAAGUAGUGCAAUCUAUUCAACAGACAAUAACAUCUUUAUCAAAAGCAAAAGAAACAUACAAUAGUAGGUGUCUGGAAGUGGAGAAAUUGAGAAAAGAAAAUAGUUCUCCAAAAGAUUUUGAAAAAGCAGAGUUAAAGUGCAAGAAAGCUUGUGAGGACUACAAAAGUUAUGUAGAUAAAUAUAGCCAUGUUAGAGAAGAAUUUCAGAAGAAAAUGACUGUAUCAUGUCAACACUUCCUAAACCACCCUUUACUUGCCAGGAAGAGUUUUUCUUCAGAACUACCACUUUGUUCAAUCACCAAAUCAUCCUACAAGUUUUUUGCCUUAGCUUGUAUAACCAUCUGCAAGUUACCAUGUCGGAGGUUGUACCUUCUACCAGCACGGUUACUCAGGCUUCAGUUGGGGAACUCGACUUUGGAAUUAUCAGCAAUUAUUCAUCGAGAGAUUGAUCAUUAUUUGAGCCAACCUUCUUCUCAUAAUGUUGCCCAACUUCCUCCUGAACAAGCCAAACCUAUUAGACAUAAUGUUGAUGUAUUUGAUAAUGUGAAUGUGGUCAUCUGUCCUCUUAAGGGCCAGUCAGUUUUGAGGAGGCAGAUUUGUCCUCCGUUAGUCAGGUCAGCUCUGCAGACACUUCACAGAUCUACAAUGGAGAGAAUCCAAGUAAAAAAGAAGUUAGCUAGCAUGUGCAUGAGAUGGCAUUUUGCAGGCGGUGGUCAUGAUAUUGACAUCAGCCCAACACCUUCCCAAAAUGUUACCCCUGCGGCAGUUUUUGCUUCCUCAACCUCUGGCUCCACUUCUGAAAACAAUGAACAGCUCUCUAGGACAACUUUUAGGGGCUCCAAAUGGUUCUUAAAAAGCAAACGAGAAAAGAGGAAGGAAAAGAAGAAAAAGAAGAAGGAAAGUCAAUGCAGAAUUGACGACCAGGCUGAAGCACCUGAAAAAGAUGAUGAAGAAAAUGCCAGAACACUUACUGUGGAAGUAGAUGAUGAGGGAUUUACUAUAAGACCUCACAGUGAAGGAAAGGAUGAAAAAGAAGCUUUUUAUUCCAGCUCGGAUGCAGAUUCAGAUGAAGAAGAGAAAGAGAGAAAAAUCCACAUAGAAAUCAAACCUCUUAGUAAUGGUGCUCCUAUGAGUGCAAGUGUUGAUGAACUCAGGGCAACUGUGGGCACUCUUUCCCUUUCUCCUUUGUCCCAGACUACACAGAGCCAUCCGGAGACUUUAUAUCUACGCUUAAAGAAUAGACGUACAUACAGUAGUGCAGCAUCCACUCCAGAAGAUGGUCCUAUGAAGAGAUCCAUAUCAGCUUCUCAUCCUAUCAGCAAAGGAGAUAGUGACAUUUUAAGUUUUUCCACACCAAAUGCAUCCAGUGCCUCUACUCCGACAGGAACAUCUGGUAGAAUGCAGAGUCCUUUAAGUUUCGGUAGCACGAGCAUUGGUCCAAGUGCUGACACAACACCAACUGUUGAUAGAUAUGCGGCCCUCAGUGAACUGUUCUCAGAAGCAGCACACAAUAGUGUAUCCACUUCAGAACCAAGCCAAGUUCCAUCCAACAGUAGCAGAGUUAGUACACCUACAAGUUCAAUAGGCCCUCCUCUGUCAGCAUUACCUAGGCCACCAUCAAGAAGAGCUGUGGAGAAUUCAACCAGAGGAAGAAUGUCACCAUCCCCUAUGCCCAGAGCAGAGAGCAUAGGUAGUUUAACAAGUGAUUUUAAAACAACUUCAAUGCCUGUUGGAUCUUCCCGUGGACCUUCUCCAUUGACUAUUGGAAUAUGUGAUACAAUUCCUCUAGCUGUAGCCUUCCAGGAAGUGGUUCAUGCAUACUUCAAGGGUACUGAUGAGACAAAAUGUCAGGUGCGUCUCAUGGGAGAUGUGAAGGUCUCAUUUCCUGCUGGCAUAGUCCAAGUCCUUGCCAACAAUCCUAAUCCAGCUUCCCUGUCAUUCCGUAUAUCCAAAACUGGAAAACUGGAAAAUAUUUUGCCAAAUAAGCAAUUAAUUUUACAAGACACCAGUCAGUCAACAGUUGAUAGCUACUUGUUUGAGUUCAAUAUGCCGGCCUUGACAGGACUAUUGAGGAAGCAGUAUGAACAAGCACCUAAUGCAUCAUAUUUUAACAUUGACAUUUUAAAAUAUCAUAUUAAGUCUUUACCAGGUGCAAAAAGUACUCCACUUCACUUAGUGGCUUACUGGAAGUGUGAACCUAGAACAACAAACCUUAGGAUUGAUUACAAGUACAACCCAUCAGCACUUGCAAGCAUGACACCAGUGUCUAACAUCACAGUUAUAGUACCUGUUGAUGGUGGUGUUAAUGACAUGCAGUCCAAGCCAUCUGGUACCUGGAAUGCUGAAAAUCAACGGGUGAUAUGGCGGAUACCAGAACUUUCUCACCGCUCUGAAGGAGCAGGUAUUGGGUCCUUGCGGGCCAGGUUCGACUUAAGUACUGGCCCUUCCACACCUGGUACCCUCAUAGCCCAGUUCUCGUGUCAAGGAACAUCUCUCUCUGGUGCUGAUUUUGAGCUUGCGUGCACAGGCUAUCGUCUGUCAUUAGUCAAGAAGCAGGUGAUGGCAGGAAAGUACCUAUGUGAGGCAGACCAGACCACUAGCUAUGCAUGACAUUAAAUCUAACCUCUGGUGCCUCAUGUAGCAUUCCAUCUAGUGGUGACCUGCUCAACCUACCUGCCUUCCAUUUUAUUAAAAUCAAAUAACAACAAGAGGUUUGUUGAUUGAGUUAAAGCACCACCUACACCUCAUUUAUCACUAGCUCAUACCAUAGAAAAGUUUGCUUGGAGUAAACACUAAGUAUGGGAAAGAGUAGUGUGUAUUAUGUAUAAACUAUUAGGAGUUGUGUGAUCUUCAAAAUUUCUUCAUGCCUGUGUGAUUAAGAGCCACCAUUUAAAGUCUGUGUAUUCAGAUUGGAUCGUCAGGUUUUUGUAAAGAUCUGAAUAAUAACAGAGAAACACAUUUGCUAAUUCAACUUAUGCAGUGUAACUAGAGACAUUUUGACUUCUUCAAAGAUUAAAAUUAUUAAAUGUGAAUUCUUUCAUGGCGACACUUAAAAUGUUCUAGUAGAGAUUUUAAUGAAUUUUUAACACAUUUAGUUGUUAAAAAUUAAUUGAAAAAUUAUCUAUUUUACAUCGUGAUACAAGCACUUUCAUCUGAUAUUCACAAAUUGGGUGUUUUCAAAACUUCCUAGUCAGUUAACUUUAAAAUAAAUAUCAAAAUAUUUUUUUUUUCAUGUAGCUUUCUAUGUUAUUGAAAAAUGUAUUCAGCAAAAACUUCGUGAAUGUUAUAGAACAGUUUAGGAUUAUAAAUUGUAUAAUACAAAUCACUGACGAAAACAUGUCUGUUAAAAUGUAUCUAAUAAUGCAGGUGUGUGUGUGUGUUAACAAUUGCAAAACUAUUCUGUAAUUGUACCUUCUGCUUCAAUCUUAACUAGGUAAACUGAAAGAGUGGGAUAUUUAACAAUACGAGUUUCCUAUGUUCAUCCAGCAUAAAAGAUAUAGUAUAACAUUUUUUGUAUAACUAUAGUACAUCUGGACAUUUUAAACACUACUAAUGAAUCAAGUUGUACAUGAAAAUAUAUGUAAGUUUUAUAUAUACACACAAACACACACACACGCAGAAAUAUGCAUGUAGUACUCACCAUUCUGAUGUUCCUAUUGUUGUGUUGAUAUUCACCCAAUUAUGAAAUAUGUAUGUUUAAAAUUUUGUUCUCAUGUUUUUGUGAAUACAUUUUGAUAUUUCAUUUACAUGCUGAUUAUGAAUAGUAGUUAAUUAACAUACAGUUGUUAAUUCUGAUGACUUAUGACAAAACACAGUGAAGUUUGCUACAAAAGAGUAUCAAGCUAUUUACACGUAGUAAAAGUUUUUCCACACUAAAGACCAACUAGAAGCAGAAGCUACGUAUGAGGAAAAUAUUUGUCAGGAAUUAAUUUUUUUCUGAGCAAAUGAAGAGAAACAUCACUAGUUUAUUGUCGUACCUAUGAAAAGUUUAAUUAGGAAAUACUAAGAUGUAUGGCAUGAUGUAUUGUGUGUUAGGAUCUUCAGACUUUUUUUCUGUGAAGAAUUUCUGGUUUUUAUUUAUGAUAAGAAAAUAGCUGUUGACAAGAAGUGUACCUUAAAUAUUUAACUUUGUCUCUCAACAGUAGCACAGAAAUAAGGAAAGAGCAAAGGGUUUAGAAAUUACAUCCCAUUUGUUGUAAAAAAUAUAGAACUUGUUAAGUUGAAGUGAAUGUUUAAUACAUACUGUAGUAACUAUGACAUGAAAGUUUAAGAUGGUUCAUAGGUAGAGGCGAAUAUAACAUACCGUAGUUAUUGCUCUUUGAUAGGAUAGGUAAAUAGAUUCUUUGUUUGUUUUUUUCGUUAUAUACUAUAUAUAUAUAUAUAUAUAUAUUGGCAUAAUUGUUUUGGGAUUAAACUUGUCUAUUAAAUUAGCAUGUUUUUAAAAAAAUGUGGAAAAUUAUGGCAGUAGCAAGGACUUCAUUUUUACACAAUACUUCCCAAAUUUCAGGAAAGAUCUGAUGUAUUUGUUAAAGUAUAUAUUUUAUUUGUCAAUUUUUGUGAAUGAUACGAAUUUUUUUCUGAUAACAAAUGUGUGUCGGGAUUUUCCCCUUACCUUUAUUUAAAGAUAAUACCAGUAUGUUUCUUUGAGAAAUUUUAUGUAGUACCAUGCACUGAAAUUUUGUUUUUCUUUAAUACUAGUAUUAACACAGAUUGCUUUUUUUAUUAAGAUAUAUAUAUAUAUGUGCUAAUUUCCUUUUCAUAUACACAUCAAGCUUUUCCAAAUAAUGAACUAAAUUUUAUGUAGCAUGUUUUGAUGUAUUUGUAUUUACAAGUAAUGAACUUUUUUUUUGGCAAAUUUUUCCUGUAAAAAAAAAUAAUAAUAAUCAGUAAUACUGUCAAUGUCAAUGAUUAUGUAGAUGUCUAGCUUGUGUGAAAGAUUAUGUUGCUGGUUAUCUUUGUUUGCCAGUUUUUCGUUUUGGACUAUGAGAGUGUAAAUUAUCAUAUGAAUGCUAUGUAGUCUUUCAGGGGUUUUCAGAAUGGCCUUCACAAGGAAAUGUGCGUUUCAAUGGGUGUUUUCAUACUUGAACUAGAAAAUGCUGGUACAAUUUACUGAUGUAUUUGGUUUCCUUAGUAGCUGAAUAACAAUCUUUGCAUUGAAAGCUGAAAAAAUUAUUUUUAUUGAAAUGAAUUGUAUUGUCAUUGACUUGGAUGUAGAGUUAUGUAAAGUUUUACUGUGUUACUCUGUUAGUAUCUGCAUAUAAUGUUAAAGGUCUCAGUAAGUUUUCUAAUUUAAGCCCAUAAACCAAAUUAUGUGUAGUAAUAUCAUCUACUAGGUAUAAAGAGAACUUGCAUUUGUUCAUCUUUGAUCAUUUUUACAUUAUAUUGACUUAAAUUAAGAGACCUACUGGGAACUUCUUUAUAAUUUUGUAACCACCUCCUGUUGCCCUGGGGGCCUACAGUUUGUUUUUGUAUCAUACUUUGACAUUGGUUAUAUAUAUGCAUGUAUUGAAACCCUUUUAUGUUCAGAAAUGGGUUCUAGAUACCAGUGAAUUUGAUCUAAAUAAAUUAAUAUGAAAUAUAA